AUGUCAAAUCCGAUGUUGCCGGAGAGCUCAAGUAAAAGCAGCAGAAGAGUCCAUAAAAGGAGAGAGAGGAUGAUGUGGAAGAAACCCAUCAGGAUUUCCAGAUUGCCCAGUUUCGGAUUCUCCGGCUCCGAUUUCAGAGUUGAUCAGAUUCCGGCCAUCUUCUCCGGCUACACUGCCGAGUCCGAAGAUUCCUCUUCCUCCGAGAUGUCUGAUGAUUCAACAACUUACGAGGACAUUGACCAGGAAAGGUCAAAAAGACUCUCGGAUUUGAAGAGUAUAUCUCGAAUUUCAAGCAUGAAGGUUCUCAGGAGACAGUCAACGAGGAAACUAUCUUUAGGAGGACAGAGACUAAAGAAGAUGAGAUCUAUAAAACAUUUAACUUCAAACUCGAGACACAUUCUGAAGAAGAAGAAGAAUCUGGAUUCGGUUUCUAGUGAAGAUCUAGGAUUAUCACAGCCUCAUUACCUGAGACCAACGAGCUCUUCAGCUUCAAAGAAAAUGGAAAAGAUCCAGAAUAAUCUUGAGGUAGCUAGGUUAAAGAGACUGUCAAGCUUGAAAUACAAUGGGUUGCUUAAAGCUACAUGUUCUUCAGCUAUGAAAGGUUCCAAGAAGAGCAGUGAUGUUUGCAAUUACAAGUAUUGUUCUCUACACGGCCGGCCUCAUAGCCACGCCGCCGAUAAUAACAGUGUUGUUGGUGUUCCGUCUUUGAAGCGGUUUGUGUCGAUGAGGAGGAAUUUUUUGAAGAGGCAGAAGAGUGUGAACCGGCGUUUGGUGCUUUUGAAGCGGAGUUUGAGUAGAAAGAGAGGGACUUUAGGGGAUGGGGUUGUAACUGAUCAAGAAACAAAGCAGGUGGAUGAUGAUGGAGAUGGAGAAUCCAAGCAAGAGGUUUAUACAUCAGAGAAUGAUGGCAAUGAUUCGGAAUUGAUUGAAAAGUCUUGUGAGACUGUAAUGGUAGAUGUUGAUGGUAAAGGCGAUAGAGGAAUGGAUUCAGUGGAGACUGGUGCAUCAGCUAAAGAAUAUUGUGUACAUGUAUCUAAACCGGAGACUAUGGAUGUUAUAGAUAGAAGAAUUGAAAAAGAUUCAGAUGAUGAUGAUGAUGAUGAGGAAGUUUGUAGAGAAGAGGAAGUAAAGAAUACAGAAAAUGUGUGGAAUGAUACAGUUAUGCUUGUGAAGCAAGCGUUUGAUGAGAUACUUGCUGAAAUCACUGAUGAUGAUGUUUCUGUCACGAACUUAGAUGGUGAAUUGGCGAAAGAUGAUGAUGAUGGUGGAUCGGAUUCGAGUGAGACUAGCUCUGAUUUGGAGCCUAUUGAAGAAACAGAUACACAUUUGUACGUGAUUGGUUCUACUUCUCAUAUGGGAGAAGAAUCUGAUCAUGGGAGAGGUGGUGGUGGCAAGAGGUGGAGUUUCUUGAAAAGGGUGAUGCUUCUCAAGAGGUUUCUCAAGUCGUUGGAUCGAAGAGAGAGGCGUAAGUUUUCUUCUGAUGGUGAAGAGAGUGAGACUACAAUAAUGCGGUUGAGAAGUGAGUUGGUUGGAGAGAGGAAGAUUGCAGAAGAGUGGAUGCUUGACCAUGCUCUUAGGCAAGUCGUUUCCACACUUGCCCCGUCGCAGAGAAGGAAAGUGAAACAUCUUGUUAAAGCUUUUGAAUCUUUAGUUAAUGGAGGCUCUAGAGGUCAUGAUGAUCUUGGAAGUCCUGAUAGAGAAGAGAUCGAAACAGUGAACUCGGAGAUGAUCUUGGGAGACAAUGCUGAUGUAUCAGAAGGUUUACAAGAAAAGGAUCUUGAAGAAACUAAUGAAGCAUCAUCACCAUCUAUGUCUAUUGGUAUGAAAUCUGAUGAAGCUUUGGGACAAAAACAAGAUUCAAGUCAUCAUCUUGCUGUGGAGGAAAAGUUAGAUGAGUCGGCUUUAGUAAAAGAAGAGAAGACAGGAGAUUCUGAAAAGCAGAAUCUGUCUACAUGGAGGAACCUUAUACAGAAGCACAUGGUUAAGAGAGACAACAGCGAGAGAACUGAUCAGACUACAGGUAUUGAAGUGGAUGGUGAUGCUGCAGAGAGGCAGAGCCGUGCUGUAGAAUCAUUUCAGAAAGCAUUUGAAACGAUUCUCUCAGAAAUCCCUGACCAGUCUUUUGUUGAUGAAGUGGUUGUUUCAGAAUCAUCAUCAAACUCUGCGAAAGAGGAGAAAGAGGAUCAAGGAGAGAGCAAGAAGAGCUGGAAAGGCCUGAGAAAAGUUAUACUUUUGAAAAGAUUUGUGAAAAGUUUGGAGAAUGUAAGUGUUUUUAAUCUGAGGAAGCUGCGGAGUCUACCUGUUGAGUCUGCAUUGGGGGCGGAGAAUGUGUUACUGAGACACCAAUCAACAAUGGAGAGAAGAAGAAGAGAUGGAGAGGAAAUGAUGUUGGAUUAUGCUAUGAGACAAGCUAUAUCAAGAUUGGCUCCUAUAGAGAGAAAGAAAGUAGAACUCCUUGUGCAGGCCUUUGAUACAGUUCUUGAUGGCUACGAGACUCCUAAGAAACCCAAGCGCAGUGGCAAAGAAGGAACACCGAGAGCAGAGGAAGAUUGUGAAGUCAACAAAGAUGAGCAGAGGAUCAAAAAUGUGUUUUCAAGAUUUCAGGUGAAACAAGAAAAGGAGGAGGUUGAUACUUCCCUGAACAAUGUUAAAACUAGCGAAGAAGGAACUCUAAAAGUAGAGGAAGAUUGUGAAAUCAAGAAAGAUGAGCAGAGGAUCAAAAAUGUGUUUUCAAGAUCUCAGGUAAAUGAAAAAGACUUGAAACAAGAAGAGGAGGAGGUUGAUACUUCCAUGAACAAUGUUAAAACUGGCGAAGAAGGAACUCUAAAAGUAGAGAAAGAUUGUGAAGUCAACAAAGAUGAGCAGAGGAUCAGAAACGCGUUUUCAAAGGUACAUCAAAAGGGCUUGAAAGGAGAAGGAGAAGAGGAGGUUGAUUCUACGCCGAGGAAAUCCAGAAGUGUACUUCCUCCUAUCAAGAAUGUUAAACACCGAACCGUAUUGGAGAAAGAGAAAGAUUCAAGAAUGUGGAAGCUCAUCUACAAACACAUGGUAACAGAGAAAGAAGAAGGAAAUGGUGAAUCAGUAGAAAAUGAAUGUGAUGAUGAGUCUGGUGGUCAUCAGAUUGAUGCAAAAAGAAGCGGAACAGUUACACUUGUUAGAGAAGCUCUUGAGAAGAUCCUCUCUGAAAUCCCGGACAACUCAUCCGAUGAUCAAUCUAUAGACAGCGACAUAACUAACGAUCAAGAACUGUUCCGUGAAGAGCACGCCACCUUCAAAGCAAAGUCUAAUGAGAAGAUGAGAGUGAAAGGAUGGAACAAUGUGAAGAAAGUCAUUCUUCUAAAGCGGUUUGUCAGCGACUUGGUAAGUCUUUCAAGACUCAGCCCCAAGACUCCUCGAGUUUUGCCUUGGGAACCCGAUCCAGAGACCGAGAAGAUCCGUUUGAGGCAUCAAGAAGUUGGAGGGAAGAGGAACUCAGAGGAAUGGAUGCUUGACUAUGCGUUGAGACAAGCCAUAUCGACAUUAGCACCAUCUCAGAAAAGAAAAGUGACUCUUCUCGCACAAGCUUUCGACACGAUAAGCUUGCAAGAUAUUGGGAGUUGUUCUUCCACCCCUGGCUCUGCAGCAACGUCCAGGAACAUCUCUCGCCAGUCCAGCCUUUCCUCUACGGCGUUCCAUACUGAAAAUGAAACUAGUCAUGCUGAGAUCAUCAGAGGGAAGCUGAGAAAUCUACAAGAGGAUCUCAGAGAGACUACGAACGUCGAUAUGGAGGAGAAACAACAGUGCUCUGGCUUGUGGCGGUUGUUAUGCAAACAGAUGGAAGACAAUGAGAAGAACCAAACAUUUCCUGAAGAAACAAGUAAAGAAGAAGAAGAAGAGUUGAAGGAAGAUACAAAUGUGGAUGGUGAAAAGAUGGAGAUUUACAAAACUGAAGCGGUGGAGCUAUUAGGAGAAGUCAUAGAUGGAAUCUCUCUUGAAGAAAGUGGUCAAGAUCAGAGGACUGAAACUUUACCGGUCUCGCAAGUGAGGAUUAACCGAUGGAGCAACCUCAAAAGAGUGAUUCUGCUAAGGAGAUUCGUCAAGGCGUUAGAGAAUGUGAGGAAAUUCAACCCUAAGGAGCCGCGGUUCUUGCCGUUGGAACCAGGCGUUGAAGCGGAGAAGGUGAAUCUUAGGCAUCAAGAAACUCAAAACAAGAGAAACGGGGAGGAGUGGAUGGUCGAUAACGCGCUUCAAGAAGUGGUUUCGAAGCUAACACCAGCUCGGAGACUUAAAGUUCAGUUAUUGGUUCAAGCUUUUGAGACACUUUCGGCUACAGGGAACUGA
This is a messenger RNA of Microthlaspi erraticum, 4320 nucleotides long. The record is from the annotation of a GenBank genome assembly. NCBI's taxonomy places the organism in Eukaryota, Viridiplantae, Streptophyta, Magnoliopsida, Brassicales, Brassicaceae.